AUGACUAACAAUCACUCAGCGUCAGCAGAGGCUUUGCCCCCGUCAUCUGCCACCAAUGCCGUUCUUGUCGCCUCCGAACCCGUCCCUGAAGGUUCACACGAGGUCCGCGGCAUCGACUUUGAUCGUUUCCAAGGACGAGAUAUUACUGUUGCGGAAAUGGUGGACAACAUGGUGCAUAUGGGGUUUCAAGGAAGUGCUGUCGCGGAGGCUACACGCAUCAUCAAUGACAUGCGGGCAUAUCGUCACCCCGAAACAGGAGAGAAAACCACGAUAUUCCUCGGAUAUACCUCUAACCUGAUCUCUUCCGGGCUACGCGACACCAUCCGUUAUCUCGUCCGUCAUCGCCAUGUGUCCGCCAUCGUUACCACAGCUGGAGGAGUCGAGGAGGAUCUGAUCAAGUGCCUGGCUCCCACAUACAUGGGUAGCUUCUCGACGCCAGGUGCCGGGCUGCGGGCUAAAGGACUCAACCGGAUAGGGAACCUGGUCGUUCCGAACAGCAAUUACUGCGCGUUUGAGGACUGGCUGAUUCCCAUUCUCGACAAGAUGCUAGAGGAGCAGGAAGAGGCGAAGAAAAAGGCCCUCCAGACCGGGGACGAGGAGGAUGAGCUACAUUGGACACCUAGCCGCGUUAUUGAACGCCUGGGUCGUGAGAUUGACAAUGAGGACUCCGUACUCUACUGGGCGGCGCGGAACAACAUCCCGAUUUUCUGCCCGGCACUCACAGAUGGUUCGCUUGGAGACAUGUUGUACUUCCAUACCUAUCGAUCCUCCCCGCAGCGAUUGCGUGUGGAUAUUGUCGACGAUGUACGCCGUAUCAACACGAUGGCCGUGCGGGCAGCCCGUGCAGGAAUGAUCAUUCUCGGAGGUGGUGUGAUCAAACACCACAUUGCUAAUGCAUGCUUGAUGCGUAAUGGUGCUGAACAUGCAGUUUACAUCAACACCGCUCAGGAAUUUGAUGGCAGCGACGCCGGGGCCCGGCCGGACGAAGCUGUCAGCUGGGGCAAAAUUAAGGCUGAUGCAAAGGCGGUUAAAGUGUAUGCGGAAGCGACGGUGGUCUUCCCGAUGAUAGUGGCCGCCUCUUUUGCCCGGUCCAGCCCAACUCCAUCGGCCGAACACUCGCACAACAACAACUGA
Aspergillus lentulus is the source of this 1134-nucleotide messenger RNA. Its product is annotated as deoxyhypusine synthase. The record is from RefSeq and is a predicted model, not a curated record. NCBI's taxonomy places the organism in Eukaryota, Fungi, Ascomycota, Eurotiomycetes, Eurotiales, Aspergillaceae. Gene Ontology annotation, molecular function: deoxyhypusine synthase activity. Gene Ontology annotation, cellular component: cytoplasm. Gene Ontology annotation, biological process: peptidyl-hypusine biosynthetic process.